GGUGACCCAUUGAUCUGCGGUCAAGGAAACAUUUUUAGUGGCGAUUUACGAGAGGAAAAGAAAAAUACCUAUGAAGCUCAUUCAAUCAAUAAAUAAAUUCCUCAAAGAAAAAUAGAAAUUGAACUCUCCCUUUGUAAACCUAAAACCCCUUUUCUACAGAAGCGAGAAAGGGUUUAUCUACCUAUGAAGCUCAUUCAAUCAAUAAUUGUUCAACAUGGAAGAUCAUCAUUAGUUAGACUGAUCGGUGUUAGAAACUUCUCCGCUGCUGCUACACCUGAACAAUAUGAUAGAAGAAACUACGCCAUUAAUCUUGCUGAAUACAACACUGUCUUCUCUUCGUUAACUUCUCAGAGAAAGGCGUUUUUGUUGAGAGAUGCAUAUAACGAUAUGCUACUGGAUGGUAUACAGCCAUCAAGAGAAUCAUUUCAUUCGUUGAUUAUUGGGUCAAUGAAAGGAGCGAGGUUGCAAGAUGCUUUCUAUUUUAGAGAUCAGAUGAAAGCUAUGGGUUUAGUCCCAGACGUUGCUUUAUACAAUUUCUUAAUCUCAUUAUGCGGGAAAUGCGGGAAUUCUGAGCCUGCAAUCCGAAUAUUGGAAGAAAUGAAGAUUAAUAAUGUCAAACUAAAUGGGCAAACAUUUAUUUGUCUACUAAACACAUGUGCAUCAAGCGGCCGAAUAGAUCAAGUGAAAGGUAUUGUCCGUGAUAUGACUGCAGCUGGUCUUGCUUUGAACAAGUACUGCUACGCUGGACUUGUAACAGCACAUAAAAACAAGAAACCUGUAACAGACAAGACCAUUGCUAAAAUUAUCGAGCUUGUGGAGCAGUCAAAAGGUGCACGGUCAUCUAUGGAAUCGUCGAGUACCUCCGCAGAGAACCAGAUGAAUAACAUUUCUGAGGAAGAGUUAUACAACAUUCCUACUUCUGAUUUUGUUAAUAGGGGAGGAUUCCUGUUUAAGCCACUAACAGUUUAUCAUGUUGCACUUCAUGCAUGCGCUGAUCUUAAGAAUAAACAGGCAAUGGAGACCAUUCUGGAAAUGCUCAAGAAGGAUGGAAAAGAUCGUGAUGGCUAUAUUACAAUGCAGGCAGUGAGGUGCUACAUGAACUGUGGAGACUUCGAUGCUGGUGUUAAGGCAUUUGAGGACCAUAUCAGCUCUAAAAUGCCCGCUAUAGAACUCUAUGUGACACUAACUGAGGGAGCCAUGAUUGGACAUACCCCAAAAGGGAUGCAACUUGCUACAGAGACACUGGAAAAGAUGAAUGCUAGAAAUUUCUUCUUGAACUCAAAGAUGGGAAGUGAGCUUCUUUUUGCAGCCUCUGGCGAAAAGACGGGAGGAUAUGCCACUGCAAAUUACAUUUGGGAUCUGAUGCAAGCUCGCCAAGUGUAUGUUAACCUCCCUGCUGUUGAAGCAUAUCACAAAGGUUUAAAAGACCGAGAAAUACCCGCAGAUGACCCAAGACUGAUGCUCGUUGCUAGGACUUUGGACAAUCUGCGGUCUGAAAGGGAAAGAAACCCGCCACGAGGAGGAUAAAUAUGUUUGUGCUAGCUAGUAGAAUUUUCUUAUUCUUUUUGGUCUGACGGUGCUGCUAUUUGGAAAGUGACUAAAUAAUUUAAACUAAAGAAUCAGGUAAUGCGAUAUGUAUGAAGGCUGUUUUCUAAAUUAUCCAUUUUCCAUUUCCUCCUUUGGAACAGUUGAAGCCUUCUUGGAGAGGCAUUUUUACAGUUUUAUGUUUUCCGAGAUAAAAUAUCAUUGAUUUUGCACAUCAAUGAUCCGUUUGGCACGGAUGAAGUUUAAAUUCUAGGGAGUUUCACCUAGAAAAUAAAUUUCAUCCUUCUAAAUUUUUGUGUUUGGCAUGUUUUGAAUAUAUUUCAUUUUUUCAAUA
Messenger RNA from Papaver somniferum (opium poppy), 1879 nucleotides. RefSeq names its product pentatricopeptide repeat-containing protein At4g35850, mitochondrial-like. Gene Ontology annotation, cellular component: mitochondrion. The record is from RefSeq and is a predicted model, not a curated record. Lineage: Eukaryota; Viridiplantae; Streptophyta; Magnoliopsida; Ranunculales; Papaveraceae. Gene Ontology annotation, molecular function: protein binding. Bases 184 to 1527 code for a protein of 447 amino acids. The transcript has 12 exons.